Messenger RNA from Seminavis robusta, 708 nucleotides. Lineage: Eukaryota; Bacillariophyta; Bacillariophyceae; Naviculales; Naviculaceae. The record is from the annotation of a GenBank genome assembly.
AUGAUAUUCCACACUAGAGGACUGUUUCUUCUCUUUGUCAUUGCUGCACUAUGUCGAGAUCAUGUGGCUUCGGCUGGCCUCGGGCAUAAAGCCAUUCCUCCUAAGAUGGAUCCAAAAGAAACUCUCCCUGACAUAACGCACAAGGUCUUUCUUCAAGUCGAAAUUGAUGGCCACGAUGUAGGUCGGAUUGUGCUAGGUCUCUUUGGGGAUUAUGCACCGAAGACGGUAGAAAAUUUCCGAGCGCUCUGUGCCUGUGAUAGUGGAGAGCCUGCAUUAUGCUACAAGGGGAGCUCCUUCCAUCGAAUCAUCCCAGAUUUCAUGAUUCAAGGUGGUGAUAUCAUCCGAAAUGAUGGUACAGGUGGAGACAGUAUUUAUGGUGGAACCUUCAAGGAUGAGGACAUGACCAAAGUCAAAUUCAAUCGAAAGUUUCUCUUGGCGAUGGCCAACUCCGGACCGGAUACAAACGCCUCGCAGUGGUUGACUGGCAAGCAUGUCAUUUUUGGAAGAGUAAUGGAUGGCAGUGAGACUGUGGUGAAGAAAAUUGAAAAGGAAGGAACCUAUGGGGGAAUCCCUCGUGCUGACAAAAUCGUCAUUACUGAUUCUGGGGAAAUGAAAUUGGAGGCUCCCAUCAUUGAUGAUGGCAACGAUCCACACCACAAUAGAGACGCUCUCUACGGGCACGAGGAUCCCCACAAGGAAGAGCAAUAA